This is a messenger RNA of Xylona heveae TC161, 784 nucleotides long. RefSeq names its product DUF636 domain protein. The record is from RefSeq and is a predicted model, not a curated record. Gene Ontology annotation, molecular function: carbon-sulfur lyase activity. The coding region runs from base 109 to 600 and encodes 163 amino acids. NCBI's taxonomy places the organism in Eukaryota, Fungi, Ascomycota, Xylonomycetes, Xylonales, Xylonaceae. The transcript is spliced from 3 exons.
CGGAGAUUCGGUGUAGAAUAGAUUAUAAAUAAACCUAUAUCUCCAUAAUUUUCGCAAUCAGACCAAAUAUCUAUCCUGUUGCAAACAUCACCAAUUCCUGUGCCCAACAUGCCCAUGAAAUUAGACGGAAGCUGCCAGUGUGGGGGCGUUGAAUUCACUCUGGAAUCUCAAACGCCCGUCCCAUAUCAGCUCUGCGCAUGCAGCAUAUGCCGCAAAGUUGGUGGAUACAGCGGUAGCGUAAACCUUGGCGGACUCAACGAUACACUUGAGAUCACGAAAGGAAAGAACUUGAUCAAAAAAUACAAUGCGAUCAAGGACCGCGGCACGCGCCACGAAGAAGUGUGCUCCUCUGAGCGUAACUUCUGCAGCAAUUGUAGCACAAUGUUAUGGCUGUGGGAUCACCAUUGGCCAGAGCUCAUUCACCCCUUUGCCUCAGCCAUUGACACCGACUUACCGGUACCUGACGAGAUGGUUUGCGUAAAGGGAAAUUCCAAGCCUAAUUGGGUGAGAUGGCCAGAAGGAAAAAAGAGCGUACACGCCAAUUAUGGGAGAGAUAGUAUUGAAGGCUGGCACAAGAAACAUGGGCUCUUUUACGAAUAACUCGUAAAGGUACGCUUGGGCACACGGAUACCCCUCUCAUGUAAUAUAUUUGUUAUUCGCUGGAAGAGGAUGCGCCACCAUUGGCCUAGCUGCUUAAUACAAUGGGAGCAUUGAGAAAACGAAUCGAUGCAUUGAUCUGACUCGUUGCUGCAAUAGAGGGAUUGUAGGGUUUCUUCUCCGGAGC